Messenger RNA from Hirsutella rhossiliensis, 1647 nucleotides. Its product is annotated as major facilitator superfamily domain-containing protein. NCBI's taxonomy places the organism in Eukaryota, Fungi, Ascomycota, Sordariomycetes, Hypocreales, Ophiocordycipitaceae. The record is from RefSeq and is a predicted model, not a curated record. Bases 1 to 1647 code for a protein of 548 amino acids. The transcript has a single exon. Gene Ontology annotation, biological process: transmembrane transport. Gene Ontology annotation, molecular function: nitrate transmembrane transporter activity.
AUGAAUUUCAAAAUCACUAGUGCAAUCGCCUCAGGUGCCUCCCAAUCCGACAGCAGUGACAAUCAGGCCAGUACGGCAUCAAAGCCGAGCAUUGGCGCCAAUGCCGAUGGGGUUCUCACACCAGACGAAUACACGACGAAGGAAGACACCAAGGAGCGGGAUUUCCAAGAACCUUGUUGCUACAAGUUCCAAUGGUCGUCAUUAUGGCGACGAGCCGAGGUCAACCCCAUUAACGGCAAGAGCUUCACGUUUCCGCUCUUCCGCGUUUGGGAUCCUUACUCAACCGCAUUCUGGCUUGCCACUUUGGGCUUCUUCGUCGCUUUUCUCUCCUGGUUUACCUUCUCUCCGCUCAUGCCCGAGGCGGUCAAGGCCGACCUCAAUCUUACCCAAGACCAGGUCAUCAACUCCAAUCUCGCAUCCCUCGGUGGUACGGCCACUGUGCGUCUCAUUGCCGGUCCAGCUUGCGACAGAUUCGGUCCUCGAAAAGUCCUCGCUACUCUCCUCAUCCUUGGCGCCAUCCCUUCCGGCCUCGCUGCGCUUGUCACCAACAUUAGCGGCCUCGAAACUGUGCGAUUCUUCAUCUCGAUUCUGGGCGGUGCCUUUGUUCCCACCCAAGCUUACACAACUACCUUUUUCGAUAAGUCCAUUGUGGGCACGGCCAAUGCAUUCUCGGGUGGUUGGGGUAACCUCGGUGGCGGUGUCACCGUUGCCGCCAUGAUAGGGCUGUACGACCGAUACACCAAGGCGGGUUACAGCUCCCAUCUUUCCUGGCGUCUCUGUCUCCUUAGCAUUCCCGUUCCAUGUCUGUGUCUCGUCGCUGUUACAGUUCUUCUACUUGGAAGGGACCACCCUGCUGGCAAGUGGUCUGCCCGACACCAGUUCAGCAGCACCGCCAUGACGCUCGCCCAGCGCGACGAAUCCGCCCUUGAUGCCGACGCGUCCGACAAGAGGGUUGCCUCUCUAGACAGUGCUCAGUCGGAGCCGCUCACCUGUGCCACGCUGCUCAAGAUCCUUGCCGACCUCCGCGUCUGGAUGUGCGCCUCGUGCUAUCUGCUCACCUUUGGUCUCGAAACUGCCAUGGACGCGGCACUCCCUGGCCUGAUGAAUACACUGUUUGCCAGCAAAACGUUUACCGUCGUCGACGCCGCCUACGCGGCUUCCACUUACGGGCUCCUCAAUCUUUUCGCUCGACCUCUAGGUGGAAUCGUGUCGGACCUUCUUUAUGCCCGAUUCGGCCUCCGUGCCAAGGUGUACUGGCUGCUAGCCACCACCCUUUCGCAGGGUAUUGCCGUGCUCGGCCUGGGCAUCUACAUCAAUCACAGCGACGCCUCUAUCGGUGGUGUGAUUGGGUUCAUCGUCUUGAUCGCCAUCACCGGUUUUGCAGCCAAUGGUGCCUGCUACUCCGUCUACGGUCACCUGCGUCCAAAGAACAUUGGCGCCGUGGCCGGUAUCGUGGGUGCUGGCGGCAACUUUGGCGGUCUCUUGUAUACCCUGAUCUUCAAAUACCAACCCGGCAGACGUCUUUCUCCUUCUCCCGUUGAUCCUCACGGCUACAACUCGCUGGGGACAAAGUUCUGGAUCGCCGGGGUAGUCAACGCUGUGAGUGUCUUGCCGUUCUUAUUUGUUGGCCUGGGAGAUGCUGUCUAG